UACUGGGGCCGAUCGUGGAGCUGGGGCUAUGGCUCUGGGGCUAUUGGCUACGGAGCUACACUUGGUUGCUGGGACUAUGGGGGUGCUCAGUUCCAGUACAGCCCAAACCUGCCGCGUCGUGGAAUCCUUUAUAAUCUACUCUGUUGUUUCUACUGUAAAGAUGCUGAUAAGUUGCCAGUCAGAAAGCUACUCCCAAACAAGAAGUUUCAAGAUCGUGAAAAGAAAUGUCUGGUGAUAGAUUUAGAUGAGACUUUAGUACAUAGUUCAUUUAUGCCUUUGAGCAAUGCAGAUUUCAUUGUUCCCAUAAAGAUCAACAACACUAUACACUUGGUGUAUGUGCUGAAGCGGCCGCACGUGGAUGAGUUCUUAAAACGAGUGGGGCAGCUGUUUGAGUGUAUCCUGUUCACUGCUAGCCUCGCCAAGUACGGUGACCCUGUGGUGGAUGUGCUGGACAAAUGGAACACUUUCCGCAGCCGGCUGUUCCGGGAGGCCUGUGUGUAUCACCAGGGCAGCUACGUAAAGGACCUGAGCCUGCUGGGCCGCAAUCUAAACCGUGUCAUCAUUAUCGACAAUUCCCCAUUGUCCUAUAUCUUCCACCCGAACAACGCUAUUCCCGUCACUUCCUGGUUUGAUGACAUGUAUGACACUGAGCUCCUGGACAUUCUCCCUUUGCUCGAGAAACUCGCCGUCACUGACGACAUUUACCAAGUCCUGCAACAACACCAGGACAGCUAGUGCCUCACCGGGGCCCUGCCCUUGCCACCGCUGGCCCUUGCUAGGACACAGCAUGAUGUUUAUAAAUUAUCUACAGUUGUUGCCGUGCCAGGCUGCAGUGACACUUUGCUAUGUGUGAUUGUGGGGGGACGGGGUGGUGGUUGAGGAGGUGUGGAUGCAUCUCACUGUGUUGCUGAACUGCGGCUGCAGUUACCAAUAUCAUACAGAAAGACACUCCACGUCGCCUUUUCUUCUGAAGCUAGUGAUUCACACAUACACACGCUCACAUGCUCAGUCGCACUCACUCAUACACUUUCUCAUGCUUUCUCCCACACGCUUGCUCACUUCCUCACACUCGCUAACUCAGGAGCAGGGUUGGAUAAGGAGGUGGCAGGUUGAAGGGUGAGAUCUGCUGGGAGCCACUGAGGACUGAGAUGAUGGGCGGGUGGGGUUUGGUGUGGGGGAGGAUGUGAACAGCAGUUUAGGAUGUUUAAAGUGUAAAAAUGGUCCAUGAGGCCCAUGUCUCUUGUCACCACGGUAACUGCUGUAUUGUCAAACUGCCCUCCCUGACACGUUUCCCCCCCACACACUGCCCCGCAGGGGGCACUCUC
Molecule: messenger RNA, 1325 nt
Organism: Callorhinchus milii (elephant shark)
Lineage: Eukaryota; Metazoa; Chordata; Chondrichthyes; Chimaeriformes; Callorhinchidae
Product: carboxy-terminal domain RNA polymerase II polypeptide A small phosphatase 1
Exons: 7
Molecular function (GO): RNA polymerase II CTD heptapeptide repeat phosphatase activity
Source: RefSeq, a predicted model, not a curated record